UUAGGGUAACUGGUCUCGGAGCUCCUUUCUCGGCCAACCGGACGGAGCACUGUCCCGCGAAGUUCUCGCACUCUGUCCUGGCCCGACAACAGUCACCGGAAAUCAAGUAAUUCGCCGACAAAGGUUGGCCUCGUGGUGUUCUCCGGUGACAUCACCGAUGGUUGCGGGACGCCCCGUUGCUUGGGCUCCAAUAUCAGAUGAGGUGAUUGCUACCAUCGAGAUCCUGAUUGUUACGGAUUCUCCUGCCGCGUAGGGUUUAGGUCGCGGUUUAGGAACAGGAGAGACCGUUAUUCCGUAGGAUGAAGUGAACCUGAGAGCUGGCUUUCCAGUGAACACGAACUGGCUUUUUUCUCGGCCGGCAUUUUUGGUUGAGACUCUCCGGUAUUCAGCUGCUUGGUUGAGGACUUAUAUGAGAAGCUCUUAGGUUUUUGUUCCUUUCGUUUUUUAUUUCUGAGAAAUGGCGGAGGGGUGGCGGUGGAAACUAUGUCGAUAUGUGGUUGCAGUGAUGAUGGUCCUGGUGGCUUUCCCGGAGGGUAGACUGGUGUUGGCGGAGAAGAAGGGUGGCCAUAGAAACGCGUAUGUGGCGAUGAUGUACAUGGGGACUCCGAGAGACUACGAGUUCUAUGUGGCGACCAGGGUGAUGAUGAGGUCUCUGGCUGGGCUGAAGGUGGCGGCAGAUCUGAUCGUCAUUGCGUCGAUCGACGUGCCGGGACGGUGGACCAACGCUCUGAGAUUUGAAGAUGGUGUAAAGGUAGUAUCAGUAAAAAAUGUGGAUAAUCCGUAUAAGAACCAGGCCAACUUCAACAACAGAUUCAAGCUUACGCUGAACAAGUUAUAUGCUUGGAGCCUUAUUGACUAUGAUCGGGUUGUCAUGUUAGAUUCAGACAAUAUCUUCCUCCAGAAGACCGAUGAACUUUUCCAAUGUGGCCAGUUCUGUGCAGUCUUCAUCAAUCCCUGCAUCUUCCACACUGGCCUUUUUGUUUUGCAGCCAUCGAUGGAGGUCUUCAAGAACAUGCUUCACGAAUUGGAGAUUGGGCGCGAGAACUUGGAUGGGGCAGACCAGGGUUUUCUUGUAGGCUACUUCCCAGACCUGCUUGACCGCCCAAUGUUCCAUCCGCCUUCCAAUGGCUCACAAUUAACUGGCUACUAUCGCCUUCCUUUGGGCUACCAAAUGGAUGCGUCCUAUUAUUAUUUGAAGCUGCGAUGGAGCAUACCUUGUGGUCCCAACAGUGUAAUCACUUUUCCGAGUGCUCCUUGGUUGAAACCAUGGUAUUGGUGGUCCUGGCCUGUUUUACCUUUGGGCCUGUCCUGGCACGAGCAACGUCGCCAAACACUGGGAUACGGAGCAGAGGUCCCAGUUGUCUUGAUCCAAUCUGUGAUGUACCUGGCUAUAAUGGCUGUCACACGACUUGCUCGUCCCAAUUUCUCCAAAUUGUGCUAUCGACGCCCUGAGAAGAGUGUUUCUUGCUUCCAGACUCUGCUCAAGCUAACUGCUAUGUGGUUGAUUCUUGCGGGUUACAUAGUCCCCUUCUUCCUUAUUCCACGCACAGUGCAUCCAGUGCUUGGUUGGAGCCUUUAUUUGCUGGGUUCAUCUGCACUCCUGUCGGUGGUUAUCAAUGCAUUCUUGUUGCCUGUGCUUCCUGUCCUCGUGCCAUGGCUUGGUAUCACUGGUUCGCUUGCAGUCAUGGCCUUCCCUUGGUAUAGUGAUGGUGUGGUGAGGGCACUGGCUGUAUUUGCUUAUGCCUUUUGUUGCUCACCUGUUGUAUGGAACUCGUUCGUGAAGGUGAUGACCUGUGUUCAGACCUCUCUGGAACGUGAAGCUUUCUUUCCCAGACUAGGAGAAUCGCCACAACCUGAGUUCACUAAGCUCUACUGAAAUCUGUUCACGUAGUUCUCUGUAACAUCAUGCUUCAGUUUGCUCGUGCAUGCAGCGUUACGUGUAUACACAAACACAUGUAAUCAGGAUUCCACCAUUUUUGGUAAAUUCGGGGUAUUUUCAAACGAAGGUGUAUCUCCAAGUUGGAAAGCUAAGGUUAUCUGUUCUGUGAAAAUAAUAAAACCAAUAUUGUGAUGGUUGCGCGGCUGAA
Messenger RNA from Nymphaea colorata (pocket water lily), 2087 nucleotides. Its product is annotated as putative glucuronosyltransferase PGSIP8. Gene Ontology annotation, molecular function: glycosyltransferase activity. The record is from RefSeq and is a predicted model, not a curated record. Lineage: Eukaryota; Viridiplantae; Streptophyta; Magnoliopsida; Nymphaeales; Nymphaeaceae. The coding region runs from base 458 to 1876 and encodes 472 amino acids. The transcript is spliced from 5 exons.